CAUGAUGUGAGGGGAGGAGAAAGGUGUGGGAUUCUGCCUUCAGCAGCACAAUAUAGAAUAUCCUCUUGAGCCAAAUGAUUCUAGAAAAAAAGUUUUCGCCCCUCCUCCCUUGUUUAUCCUCCUUGCCUGGCACUCACACUGCAGCUUUUCAAAAGAAUCUCGAUUAAGAAAUACGUCUGUUGUCAUCUUAUUGCCACAUCAUCCUGCAAAUGCCAGUGAUGUGUCCACCCAUUUGAUUUCUUUAAAAAGCAGAUGCAGGAAAGGCAAAGCUUUUGCCUGUCUGCUGCCAGGAUGGAAGAAACAAAUCCAGCGAGAAACUCCAAGUGUUCCUAUUUCUUCCUACUUGGCUUCAUUGGUUCCCUCCUCCUUCAAUCUGCAUCGGGUCGCGAGCUGGUGUUUGUGCUCUUAAUUUAUCGGCAUGGUGACAGAAGCCCUAUUGAAGUCUAUCCUAACAGCCUACACAAUGAAAGUGCCUGGCCACAGGGAUUUGGACAACUGACUAAGAUUGGAAUGCAGCAGCAGUAUGAACUUGGAAAAUACAUAAAGAAGAGGUACUCAAACUUCCUGAGUGCUGAAUAUAAACGAGAAGAGAUUUUGAUCCAGAGUAGCGAAAGUGAUCGAACCAUUAUGAGUGCCCAAGCAAAUCUUGCUGGUAUGUACCCUCCUACUGGUGAUCAAAUCUGGAAUCCUAAAAUCCUGUGGCAACCCAUCCCGGUGCAUGUUGUACCAAAGGAAAGAAAUCCGAAAUUACGUUAUCCAAUUUUAAAUUGUCCACGCUACCUGGAACUUCUGAAGGAAACGAUGAAAUCAAGUGAAUUCCAGGCCAAAAUUCAACCGUACAAGGAAUUUAUAAAAACCAUAGGUUUAUAUUCAGGAUAUGACCCUCAAGAUCUCACCAAUUUGGUCAACUUCAAAAUCUGGCAUGUACAGGAUACUUUAUUCUGUGAGUCUAUUCACAACUUGACACUUCCUGUGUGGGCUACUAAAGAGGUGAGGGCAAAACUGGCUGAGCUGACCGUGUUAUCCUUGUCGUCGUUAUUUGGGAUUUACAAAAGAGAAGAGAAGGCCCGGCUGCAAGGAGGUCUCCUUGUGAAAAAUAUUCUAGAAAAAAUCUCCAGGGCUGCUAAAGGUUCAGAAAAGAGGAAAAUGCUCGUCUAUUCUGCACACGACACUACACUUGGUGCCUUGCAGAUGGCACUCAAUAUCUACAACGAAAAGCUGCCACCAUAUGCAGCUUGCCAGUUUUUUGAACUGUAUCAAGAAGAUAACGGGCAACAAACCGUUGAAAUGUAUUUUCGGAAUCACACUAGGAAGGACCCCUAUCAACAAACUCUUCCAGGUUGCUCAUCUGCGUGUCCCCUGCCAAAGUUUGCUGACCUGGUUUCUCCCAUCCUAGUAGACGACUGGGCCAAUGCAUGCGGGAACGUAGAAAAAAGAAAAGGAAAAUGUUCCCAAGAAAAUGAGCAGGCUUUGUGAAAGAAAGAAAGAAAGAAAGAAAGAAAGAAAGAAGAUGUCUAACUGGAAAGAAGCAAGAUGGAAGAGUAAACUGAGCUUCUGGAACACCUUGAAAUGUGAUGUUGCACAAAUCGCAAAUGUAAGGGUCUCUUUUUAAAGGCUGCAUUGGAUUAAUAAUAAUAAUAACAAUAAUCCCGCUGACUGAUAACACUUCAACAAUAAAGAUUGCUUUAAAUAAAGAACUGGGAUUUUGGAGUUCACCUAUUUCAAAGUGCCAUCUGCUAGAGUUUGCAUGGGCAGCAGGAUUUUCCUUGUGUAGCUGGUUGUUGUUGUUUUAAUGCCAGGCUGCUUCUAGGUCACUUGGGAGACGCUGUGUCUCCUUGCCCUCUUCCAGCCAAGAGCAGGGGUGUUUGGUCCAGUGUGUCAUUUCUUAACAAGUGGCUUCCAUGUGGGGAAGGACAUUCGUGUGGGUUCUGCUGCAGAGCGUGGGCAGGCAGCAGGAGAGAUCAGGAGGGAAAGCCACUUUGAGAAGGAGCAGCUUGCACCCUGCACCCAAAGGCACCCCACCCCUAACUUCUCCUGGGAAUCUACAGUCAGCCCAGUACGUCCAUCUUCUCUCCUCCUAGGCCUUUUCACUGCUUCUCGUUCUUGCUACCCAACCUCUUUCUUCCUGCCUCUGCUCAUCCA
Molecule: messenger RNA, 2142 nt
Organism: Podarcis raffonei (Aeolian wall lizard)
Lineage: Eukaryota; Metazoa; Chordata; Lepidosauria; Squamata; Lacertidae
Product: prostatic acid phosphatase-like
Exons: 11
Coding region: 253-1476 (407 amino acids)
Biological process (GO): lysosome organization; dephosphorylation
Cellular component (GO): plasma membrane; lysosome
Molecular function (GO): acid phosphatase activity
Source: RefSeq, a predicted model, not a curated record